This is a messenger RNA of Penicillium longicatenatum, 1572 nucleotides long. RefSeq names its product Dyp-type peroxidase. The transcript is spliced from 7 exons. The record is from RefSeq and is a predicted model, not a curated record. Gene Ontology annotation, cellular component: cytosol. Lineage: Eukaryota; Fungi; Ascomycota; Eurotiomycetes; Eurotiales; Aspergillaceae. Gene Ontology annotation, molecular function: heme binding; peroxidase activity. The coding region runs from base 1 to 1572 and encodes 523 amino acids.
AUGGCGGAGGUUCUGGAGAACCCAGUGAUCAAGGGUAACAUCCAAGGCGGCAUCUGGCCGCGCAUGCCGAAAGAAUUAGAGUCCUACCUCUUUUACAAAAUCACCGACGUGGAGAGAUUCAGCCUUGAUCUCAGCGAUAUUAUCGAAGAUAUCACCACUGGCCUAGGGAGUGAAAAGCAUCUGGCAGAUAUUGCUAAGGCAAAGGAAGCUGGCAAGCCCAUCAUUCCCAUUAUGUGUAUGAAUGUCGCAUUUACCCAGAAGGGGUUGGAGAAGCUGGGUAGAGCAGACAUUGACGACGCACUCUACGAGAAAGGAAUGUACAGCGAUCUUAUUUUCGAGGGUGCUGACUGUUCGGAGAGAACACUCCCAGAGUUCAAGCCUCCGCCUGGACACAACUCUGAAGAUGAUAGUUGGCGCUGCGAUUUGGUCUUUAUCGUAGCUGCUUCGGACGAGACAAAAUUGAAUGAAGGUAUCGCGAAAAUCAAGAACAAGUUCCAUCUGAGAGAUGCGAACAAGGCUAGUCUGGAGUUGGUAGUCGAGAAGAAUAGACAACGUCGGCCAGGACGCCUUCGCGGCCGGGAGCACUUUGGGUUCGAGGACCAUAUCUCACAGCCUCGAAUCAAAGGAUUAGAUCCAGAGCCAGGGCCGCGUGAGCCGCUUUCUUGUCCUCCAGGGUACAUUUUUGUUGGUCAUGACGGGGACCCAAGAAGAAAACAAAUGCCCCCUUGGUCCUAUGAAGGCAGUUUCCUUGUUUUCCGUCAGCUAGACGAGAAAGUUCCUGAAUUCAACAGAUUUGUCAAGGAUGCCGCAAGAAAAAUCAAAAACUAUCAGGGAGACAAUGGUGCCGAGAAGCUGGCCGCCCACAUGAUGGGCCGCUGGAAGAGUGGUGCACCUGUGGCUUUGACUCCGGACCACGACGAUCCAAAGCUUGCAUUCAGAAAUGACUUCGAUUUUCGACCUAAACAGAGCAUUUUGGGAUGCCCUUUUGCCGCGCACGCCCGAAAAAUGCGCACCAGAGCGGACCAUAAGGGCGAUAUUGGCGAUGAUGAUGAUUUCGUCGAGGGGCAAUUCACUGAUCCACAAAAGAAUGAUACCAGCAGACCCCCGGGUGUUGAGGCUGAGGUUGACGACAGUGACGAAGAGCCUGACCGGGAGCCCGACAAGGAAGACGCUAGCGUCAUCUUGCGCCGAGGUAUCACGUUCGGUCCUGAGCUUGGCAAAGAUGAAACGGAGAAGACCACCAAGAGCCGUGGUAUGUAUUUCACCUGCUACCAGAGUGAUAUUCGAGAUGGCUUCAACCUUCUCAUGACUCGUUGGGCCAGCAACAGCGUUUUCCCUACGUCCAAGAAGAGAGCUUCGGAGCAUGGUCCAGGAAUGGAUCCGUUCAUCAACCAGAGACAGCGUAAAGAUCAUCCCGAAGGUCACAUCUGUCUCUACGAUGGGGAGAAUAAAGAUAAGACCCACAAGCUUGACCUUGGUACCAGUCCUUGGGUGGAUCAGCGAGGCGGUGAAUAUUUCUUUACCCCUUCCAUUAGAGGCCUGCAAUGGUUCGCCCACGCCCCCAAGAAGUAA